AUGGCUCCUCCAACCGCCACAGAAACCGUCUCCUCCAAUGUUACCCUCCAAUCCCCAGAGUCUUCCCAGGCGGCCGGUGCCGAAAAAGCCAAGGUCAAGAUGACCAUGCCCAAGCAACCAGUAUUCGAGAACAAAAUGGAGGAGCGCGAGUACCUCAAGGGGCGUCUAGCGGCCGCAUUUCGCAUUUUUGGAAAAUAUGGAUACGACGAGGGGGUGGCGGGCCACAUCACGCUGCGUGACCCCGUCGAACCGGACACUUUCUGGGUCAACCCGUUCGGCGUAGCGUUCUCGCAAAUCAAGGCGUCUGAUUUGAUUCGCGUGAAUCACGAAGGGCAAGUCAUCGAUGGAGGCGAGGUUCGCUUGCUCAAUGCCGCGGCAUUCAUGAUCCAUUCUGCAAUCCACGCUGCGAGACCAGAUGUCGUGUGUGCGGCGCACAGCCAUAGCCUCCACGGCCGAGCGUUCUGCACGCUGGGGCGACCGCUGGAUAUCAUUACCCAGGAUUCGUGCGCGUUCUACAAUGACCACAUUGUCUACAAGCAGUUCAAUGGCGUUGUUCUUGCGGAAGAGGAAGGCAAGAAUAUUGCUCAGGCGCUGGGGAAUAAGAAAGCGGCUAUGCUGCAGAACCAUGGUCUUCUGACUGUUGGUCGGACGGUUGAGGAGACUGUCUUUUGGUUUGUCUCUCUGGAAAAGUGCUGCUAUGCGCAGCUUCUGGCGGAUGCUGCGGCUGCUGGACGGGGCGGACAGACUAUUAAGAUUGAUGAUGCGGAUGCUGCAUUUACUUACAAGACGGUUGGGACUCCGAUGGCUGGGUGGUUCAGCGCGAAGCCUAUGUUCGAUGUGAUUCAUCAGGAGACGAACGGCGACUAUUUGAAGUAG
Aspergillus novofumigatus IBT 16806 is the source of this 876-nucleotide messenger RNA. Its product is annotated as class II aldolase/adducin family protein. Lineage: Eukaryota; Fungi; Ascomycota; Eurotiomycetes; Eurotiales; Aspergillaceae. The coding region runs from base 1 to 876 and encodes 291 amino acids. The transcript is spliced from 3 exons. Gene Ontology annotation, cellular component: cytoskeleton. The record is from RefSeq and is a predicted model, not a curated record. Gene Ontology annotation, molecular function: actin filament binding.